UCGGAACCAGAAGUUUCGGUAACUGGGAUUAAAAUGGGUUCUUUAGAUGAUUACCAGUUUCUGGACAGCUUUAAGAGGAAGCGCAUCAAACUGACCACCAGGUUGAGCAGUUUUGUGGGCGUGGUGCAGCGCAUUAACCUGAACAAGACCCUCAUCCUGGAGCAGGUGGAGGAGCUUCAGACUGGCACCAGACUACCCGGUGCAAAGCUCUUCUUCGGUCAUGAGAUCCUCAACGUGGAGUUCCCUUCAUCUUCUAAAGCACCAGACCUGGAGACUGAGCAGGGCGAUGCCAGUGGCGUGGGCGCACUGCCUGUGUCAGAGUACCAGCCCUACAGGAGGAGGCUGAUGGAGGAGGAUGAAGAUGAUGAGCAGUGGGUGAACUACGUGGUGGUUGAUGAGUUCCAUGAGAAGUUCGGCCCCGCCCUGAUGCACAUCCGCAGGCAGCAGGUGAUCGGGAUCGGUGCAGACGGAGUGGGAGCGUUCCACCAAGAGAGACUGUGCUGGCUGCAAGUGGCCACCAAGAACAAGGUGUACCUCUUCGACAUCCUGAUACUCGGCGCCCGGGCGUUCAAGAACGGACUCUCCGCCAUCCUGGACAGCGAGAAGAUUCUGAAGGUGGUCCACGAUUGUCGUGGCAUCGCUGGCUGCCUGAUGGCACAGUUCGAGGUGAACCUGGUGAACGUCUUCGAUACGCAGGUCGCCGAUGUCGUGCAUUUCUACAACCUGACCGGGGGUUUCCUCCCAGACCGGGUGAGCACCCUCCAAGAGGUGGUCAGCUCCCAUCUAAAGAUACCUGCUCAAAGUCUGUCCUCUCUGAAGAUCAAAGAGCAGCUUGGGAUGGAGGAUAAGGAGGUGUGGUACGCCCGGCCCUGCCCUGCUCCGCUGCUCAAGGUCAUGGCACUGUCGGUGAUCCACCUGCAGCCUCUGCGCUUGGUGCUUCUGGACGUUCUCAUGUCAGACUACACGAAUCUCGUGGAUUGCUACCUGAGGAGCGCCCAGGAUGAACCCGUACGCACGGAGAACAUCGGGAGAACUCUACUGGAGCUGCCCAAGGAGCUGCGAGAGCUAGAGACCAUCAAGAAGGCGCGCCAAACCCAAGCUUUGAACUAUUACCAAGUUACACAGGAUGGGCUUCUGAAGCGGCACGGUGCCAACUCGGGUUCAGAUCCAGAUCUUCAGAAGCGGGCGCCCAAUCCUGAUCUGGAUGGACCUUCGGAACAUGGUGGGCAUUUUUUCACAUCUUUGGGAAGCGGUAGUGUAUCAGAGAGCUUCCCGAUUACCACAGCUGGACCAGGACGUCUCGAUCGGCACCAUGCCAACCAAGGUUCAGAGCUAGGUCUGCAAAAUCCCAAACUGGAUGGACCACCAGGACAGUCUUUGGGACGAUUGAGGCUACCGGAGGGUAAAGAGAUCACGUCUGCCACCGCGGCGGUGCCAGGAUUGGGCAGAGGGCUGACACUCCCAGUGCCAGCAGUGGUGCCCGUUCAAGGAAGUGCCCCACACAAGACAGAAGACAUGGAAGGUGUGGCCCAGAGGAACCUCCUCAUGCCUGGCACCCAUCCAUUCCCAACUAUAGGGCGGGGACUCUUCCAAAGACCGCUGUAGGUGCCCAGGAUGGCACCACAGAGACUCCAGAUCACUUUUCACUGGUGCCACCGCUGGUCGAGCGCCAGCCGUGUCUGAGUGAGGGAAGACCGGACAGUCGAUCACCUCCUUACUGCUGGAACAGCGACUCCUGCUGUCUGGUCAAGGUGCUGAUACGACUGGCAAAUAAACACAGCGACAGUAAUCACUCUGUGUCCAGUAAAUGAGUCCCUUAUUGUCCAGUGUGAGUGUUUGUGCAGCCAGCAGGGGUCGCCAGGGUGCUCAGGGGAACUGAGUAUAAUCUAAUUAAACUGAGAAAAUCAUUCUAUAUGUGAGGGAUGUUUAUGUUCAUGUUCUGUUGGGUUGCCAGAUAUAUUGAGACCUUUUGUUCUCAGGUCAGUGUGUUUUCUUCUAGGUUGAUAUUUUUCUAUAUUCGAACAUAAAGACGUUUAAAUGUUUUGGUUAAAUUAAAUACUGUAGUUUGAUGUGCAGAACUGUUUUCUGUCGGUUGGUGGCGCUGUUGCUUUAAUUUUCAAUCCGGUUCAUAAAUAUUCGCUUUAUUCUUUUUUUAUUUCACUGAACUGCAGCAUUAAUGAUUAUAGAAAUAUUAUCAUAAAUCUGUUGUAAUGGUUUUUUUUGUUAUAAUAAACGUUUUGUUUUGAGUUUA
Messenger RNA from Trichomycterus rosablanca, 2251 nucleotides. It is a transcript of the gene exd1, whose product is annotated as exonuclease 3'-5' domain containing 1. Gene Ontology annotation, biological process: piRNA processing. Gene Ontology annotation, cellular component: PET complex. The record is from RefSeq and is a predicted model, not a curated record. Gene Ontology annotation, molecular function: 3'-5' exonuclease activity; nucleic acid binding. NCBI's taxonomy places the organism in Eukaryota, Metazoa, Chordata, Actinopteri, Siluriformes, Trichomycteridae. The transcript has 2 exons. Bases 34 to 1605 code for a protein of 523 amino acids.